CCGAAAAGCCAAGGUAACGCGGUCCUCGCGGCGGACUCCGCUCAUCGUUUUUCCUCCCGCAUCAUGGAAACUGAUAGAAAACGACUGUGACACGUUAUCGGUAAUAAAAAAACAAAUUAAAAAAAACCCUAGCUGGUUGAAACUUAACAGUUCGGAGAGGCGGUCGUGUUUCUUUGGAUGGAGAAUUUUGAAUCGAUGCAGUUAAUUAUAACCUGAGGAGGUUCUCGUAUUGCAGCUCCGCAGGAAGGAGAAGAGAAAGAUAACCUUGAAGUGAAGGCAGAUGAUUCUUUUUGAAGAUGGUGAAGACGCUGAAGUCAAGCUGGUUGUGAAGGUGUUUGACCUGUUUCCCCCUGCGCCCCGAGCCAAAACCAUCAUGGCAGCGGGAGUAGCGGCAUGGCUUCCGUUUGCCCGGGCAGCGGCGAUCGGCUGGAUGCCUGUGGCCAACUUGCCCAUGCCGGUCGCCCCCACUGAAAAGAACAAGAGGCAGGACGAGCUCAUAGUCCUUAAUGUCAGUGGACGGCGCUUCCAGACCUGGAGGAACACCCUGGACCGCUAUCCGGACACGCUGCUCGGCAGCUCGGAGAAGGAGUUCUUCUACAACGAGGACACCAAAGAGUACUUCUUUGACCGUGACCCUGACGUGUUCCGCAGUGUGCUUAACUUCUACCGCACUGGCAAGCUCCACUAUCCACGAUAUGAGUGCAUCUCCUCUUAUGAUGAGGAGCUAGCUUUCUUUGGCAUUGUCCCAGAGAUCAUCGGGGACUGCUGCUAUGAAGAGUACAAGGACAGGAAGCGAGAGAAUGCAGAGCGCCUCAUGGACGACCAGGAGGACAACAAAGAUGCCAAGCUGCCCAACAUGACAUUCAGGGAAACCAUGUGGCGUGCAUUUGAGAACCCUCACACUUCCACGAUGGCUCUGGUCUUCUACUAUGUCACUGGUUUCUUCAUUGCUGUCUCUGUCAUCACCAACGUGGUAGAGACAGUGCCCUGCGGCUCAGCGCCCAACAUGAAGGAAGUGCCAUGUGGCGAGCGCUACACUGUGGCCUUUUUCUGCAUGGACACUGCCUGCGUGAUGAUCUUCACGGUGGAGUACCUGAUGCGCCUGUUUGCUGCGCCCAACCGCUACCGCUUCAUGAGAUCCGUCAUGAGCAUCAUUGAUGUGGUGGCCAUCCUACCCUAUUACAUCGGGCUGGUGAUGACUGACAACGAGGACGUGAGCGGGGCUUUCGUGACGCUGCGGGUUUUCCGGGUGUUCCGUAUCUUUAAGUUCUCCCGUCACUCGCAGGGCCUGCGCAUCCUGGGCUACACGCUGAAGAGCUGUGCCUCGGAGCUGGGGUUCCUGCUCUUCUCCCUCACCAUGGCCAUAAUUAUCUUUGCCACUGUCAUGUUCUACGCAGAGAAGGGUUCAACCUCCAGCAAAUUCACCAGCAUCCCAGCCUCCUUUUGGUACACCAUCGUUACUAUGACAACGCUCGGGUAA
Molecule: messenger RNA, 1480 nt
Organism: Poecilia latipinna (sailfin molly)
Lineage: Eukaryota; Metazoa; Chordata; Actinopteri; Cyprinodontiformes; Poeciliidae
Product: potassium voltage-gated channel subfamily D member 3
Exons: 4
Coding region: 281-1480 (399 amino acids)
Biological process (GO): potassium ion export across plasma membrane; protein homooligomerization; action potential
Cellular component (GO): dendritic spine; voltage-gated potassium channel complex; postsynaptic membrane
Molecular function (GO): protein binding; A-type (transient outward) potassium channel activity
Source: RefSeq, a predicted model, not a curated record